GGAUGUUUUUGAUCUAUUGCGACAUUGGAAUUGGACAAUCUACCGCCCACCCUGAUAAGAAAUUAAACUAAAUCGGCUUUACGAUGGAGGCUUCUAACUCAACUCAAAGACAAGUGCCUCAACCAAUAGACAUAAGAGAGUACAGGGAGAAUGUAGGGAUUGGGGAUACUUACCAAAUACCAGAAAUUCCAGCGAAAAGGAAAGUGACCGAUUUUAAAUUCACGGUUGUGUUUGCAGUUUUUUUAGCCAUCUUGGUACCCUUUUUAAUAUACACAUUUGUUCAAUCUGAUCUCGAUAGAUUAAUUCACGGAUAUGACAAAUGCGGCAACGUUUGUGGCGAGAAAAAUAUACAAGUUUUUGGUAUUAAUUGCUCGGGACAAGAUACGACAAAUAAGCCGUUUCUGAGAUUUCGGAAAAAUAGGAAUGCCUUGUCGGACGAUGACGAACAAUUCUUGAGGGAUGAAUGUGUCCAUGAAUGUGGGCCUGGAUAUGUGGAAUUGUUCAACAGAUGUUAUCCUUCGAAAUCAUCGUCUGAGAUUGAAGUCCACUCGGAGUUUGAUAAUAUAGGUCGAGACAUCAAUAAAUCUGCGGGUUACAUAGUUCUAAUGUGCCUCAUAGGAUUGGUAUUUUCUGUUGGAAUGCUUUUCUUGUUCAGAUAUUUCGUUACGGUGGUCGUUUGGGUCAUACUCAUCGGUUCACUUCUUGGAAUCAUUGCUUUGACUGGAAUAUUCUUGUACUUGAUUAUCAACCCGCAAACUGGCUCCAGCUCUUCUGGUUUAGAAUUCCUAGCCAUCUUCUUCACAGUCUUUUCAGUGAUUUUGAUAAUAAUAUUAAUUUGCAUGUUCAAGAGAUUCAAACUCGUCAUCCGACUGUUUGAAGAAGCAAUCAAAGUUAUUUUUGGCAUUCCUGUAAUUGUCUUUGAACCUCUUUUGACGUUUGUUGCAAGUACUAUUUUAUUGAUAAUAUUCGUAUUCUUUUUGAUUGUAAUGUCCACCGCUGGAAUCUUGCAAAAAAUAGACUUUGAUAUGUGUGACUACAUAACAAAUUUUGCGAUUCUCUUUACCUUGUUCUUGCACCUCGUGAUUAGUUUGUGGAUGUGGCAAUUUAUUAUUGGUUGCCAACAUAUGGUCAUUUCUGGCGCUGUCGCAUCUUACUAUUUCGCAAGGGACAAGUCAUCUGUGGUUUUCCCCGUCUAUACCAGUUUUUACAAUUUAGUCAGAUAUCACCUAGGUUCGAUUGUUCUUGGUUCUUUUAUUAUUACAAUUGUUGCUCUAAUUAGAGCUUUAAUAAGAGGUCUAAUAAAUAACAAACAUGCCAAAGGUCUGGUCGACUGCUGCUUAGGAGCUAUUGAGGACUUCCUGAAAUUCCUUUCCAAGAACGCUUACAUCCUUAUAGCCAUGCAUGGACAACCAUUUUUUAAGUCUGGAAAACGAGCUGGACGAUUGCUUGCCUCGAAUGCUCUUAGUACAAUUGCAGUGAAUUCUGUUGGCUUUUUUGUGUUGGGUAUGUCAUUGAUAGUCGUGGCGACUGUGUUGGUUGGAAUUUCAAUGGCUGAUCCUUCUAUCAAAAACUUCUGGGCUGCUAUCAUAAUCAGCGCGAUUGUGACUGCGAUUAUAGCUAAUUGCUUCUUUGCUGUUUUUGAGACUGCGAUUGAUACUAUCUUCCUUUGCUUCCUUGAGGAUAGUUGCAUAAAUGACGGAACGGAACGUCCAUAUUACAUGAGCGUGAAUCUUAUGCAAUAUGUAGAAGAAGCCAAGAAAACGGCGAACCAAAAAAAUCAUGCGUAAAAUAUACGCAUUCAAGAACAAUAUAUUUAGUAUUUGCGUGUUUUUUUGGUAGAAUAGGUUGCGUUUGUUUCAUGUUACUGGUUAUUUUAUUACAAAGUACGACGAAAUAUUUUUGUAAUUCAUACGUAUACUGUUGUAAUUUAGGUUAUUUUUUGAUAAUACUUUUACAUUGUAAGAGUACUCUUACUCAUACUUACUAAAUUUUUUUGAUCUAGUUACCCUGCUAACAAUAAUCUUUAAAAAUAUUUAGCUUAGAAUGAAUUUUUAUUUUUUAUAUGCCUAUACAGCGUGCGCCAGAACUCGCGCCCCAGAGAAAAAUGUCAAAUGCCGGCGGCAAUAGGAGAAAAUCACCCGCCAAUAGAUGGUACUGAAACAUCAAUGUUUUCCCCAUUUGAAUAGUUUACAGUUGAUGUCCUAGAUGUCUCCUUUCUUAAUUUUGGCGCGUAGCUUAGACGACGGCGCGGCGACGUUUUGGCGGGAUUUUGACGGAAUUUUGUGACAACUUAAAAGUUUUAUUUAAUCUGUCUGUAGGAGUAUUUUUUUUAUUUAAAAUAAUAAUGCCAAAAGUUGAAAUCUCCAUUUUAGAAAGUAAUGCAUCGAAAUAGACCCUCCUACAUAGUUUUUGCAAUGAAGUAUGGAACCAAAAUGCUUGUAAGUACUCAUAUUUACAUUGACUUGUCAAAUUGACAAAAAUUAAAAACUGAUAUUGUCAAAAUAUGUUUUCCUCAUUUGGAUAGUUUCUAGCCUGCCACCAGAGGUCAGCUACUUUGCUGAAUGUCUCCUAUGGGUCGCCAAAAAGUGCAGCCGAAGAAGUAAUUUUUGCUUGCAUAAGAAAGUUGAGAGACCCUUAAUUCCACCAAUCCCAGAAGGGCACCUCAGGGUGUCAUUGGAAAAUUAUAUCCAUUGCUAGGUUAGAAAAAUAAUACCAAUUUGCCUAAAAGUUUCAAAAAAUAGCUGGAUUACUGUAAUUGUCUGUCAUGUUUUUGACAUAACACGCUAUUUUCGAAUAUUUUUCUCGCUGAAGAUGCUGUGCACAAGUAUAAUGAGACGAAAUCGUUGAAAAUUUGUGAAAACUCGAUUUUCAUUGCGAUGACCCAACAACUAUUUUAAUACUUUUAGAUGUUUUCUUCAGAAGCAUUGUUCCUACUGUAAUAUUUCUUGAAAAGGGGGCCUUGUCUGAAUUUUCCACAGGGUUGUACUCCCGAAUGGUGGACGCCAAAAUUUCCCCUACGUUGUGUUUGUUGUGUCUCGAAAAUAAAAAGAAAAUAAUUAGAAAAGAAAAUUCUAAUUGACCUGAGGUAUAACGAGGCCGCGUUGUAAGAAAGAAAACACUAGUUUCAAACCACACUUAAAUUUAUUGAACAUAAAACAUGAAAUAAAUAGAACUUGGUUCUGAUUGUUUAUUUCAUCAAAUAAAAUCAAAAGAAAAAUGAACAAAUAAAUUAUCCAAAAUUUCCUAAGUUCUGGUUUUUCGGUGCUUUGAAAUAAAUCAAGAGAAAUUAAAUGAUAGAUUGGUUUGAUGUGAAAAUUGCAAAUAGGUUUCGAUUGGAUUGACGGAAAUUGGUAGUUGUACUUCUCUCACUAGUACAGGUGGGUAAAUUAUAAAAUGUUAUAGUUGUUCAAGUCAAUAAGACAGGAAUUCGGACUGAACUUAACGGCCUAAUAUUUAUAAAUAUGUGUCAGGGAUACAACGUCCUAAACUGCCGGCCUGUAGUCGAAUUAAUGGGCUAAAAGGUUUUGGGGAACUUUGGUUGUCGAAACCUUUUAAAUUUUGGAGAAAAUGCCGAAACAAUUUAAUUAGAAUGAUUAUUAUAAAUUGAUUAGAUUAGAUCAAAGAUCAUU
Tribolium madens (black flour beetle) is the source of this 3629-nucleotide messenger RNA. RefSeq names its product choline transporter-like protein 1. Gene Ontology annotation, biological process: transmembrane transport. Lineage: Eukaryota; Metazoa; Arthropoda; Insecta; Coleoptera; Tenebrionidae. The record is from RefSeq and is a predicted model, not a curated record. Gene Ontology annotation, cellular component: membrane. Gene Ontology annotation, molecular function: transmembrane transporter activity.